UGUUAUAUAGAAGGCAAGGAAAAUGGCAGUUAGAGUUUUUCACAAUCAUCUCGAAGUUUCGAACCCACGGCGUUGACGAAGAUAUAAAUCAGACACAUCCUCAGGUGUUAAAGAGUGCUAUUCUUCACUGCGGAGAAAAUGAUUACGUGCAGUGUAGGAAAAUUUACGAUCGGAAUGUCGAAAUUGGUCACACUUCUUGUUAGUUUAGCAACAUUUUGCAGUUUGGCGUGUGCAUACAAUUAUAAUAAGUCAUUCAUCGGGGGAUUUGCGUGGGCAACAGCCAAAGAUGUGGAAGCUCUGGAGAAGGAAAUGGAAAUGAAGGAACAGAAGCGUACAGUAGAAAAUUCAUUCUCUUCUCUCGAUAACAUGUUGCAGUGGGCGAUCGGCCAUUCUGAUCCAGGGAAGUUAAGGGUGACUGCACAGGAAAUUCAGAAGUUAAGUUCAAAAGAGCUGGAGAGGCGUCGAGAAGAAAUAAAGGAGUUAAUGGAAAAGUUGCGGAUGCCAUCUGAUGCAGAGCUUAUGAAGAUAGCAAUUGCAGAUCUCAAUAAUUCUUCUUUGUCUGUGGAUGAUCACCACUGAGCUCUACAUGAACUUCUUGUUCUUGUAGAACCCAUUGACAAUGCAAAUGACUUGAACAAACUUGGAGGCCUUUCUGCUAUUGUUAGAGAGCUUUAUAGAGAAGAGGAAGAAUUACGUACAACUGCUGCAUGGGUUCUUGGGAAAGCUAGUCAAAAUAACCCUGUUGUUCAGAAACAGAUUCUUGAGAUAGGUGUUUUGCCUAAACUAGUAAGGAUGGUACAAUCUAGCGGUUCUGAGGAAGCAGUUAAGGCUUUAUAUGCAGUUUCUGCUGUGAUUAGAAACAAUCCUGAUGGUCAAGCAGUGUUUUCUAUGGAAGGUGGAGGUUUGAUGCUACAGGAACUCAUGCGUAAUUCCAGCUGUGAUAUAAGAUUGCGUAAGAAAUCUUUAUUUUUGGUGGCCGACUUAGCAGAACAUGGGUUGGAAACUGCCGGUUCGGUUUCCUCUUUUCAAGCUGAUGCAGAAUAUCUGAAAUCAGUGGUGGAUCUCUUAGUGCUACCUGAUCUGGAUAUGCAAGAAAAGGCAUUGAUGGCGCUUAGAAGUCUUCUGCAACUGAAUAACACAUACGCUCAAAUUUUUAGAGAUUAUUGCCACCUUGAGUCUGUGUUGAAGAAUCUUGGACAGCAUCUUCAAGAGUUGAUGUUAGAUCAUCGGUGGGGAGAUUUUGCAACAGAUGUGGAAGCUCUCCGUCAAGAAGUGGUGUCAAUCUUCCUUGGAAAAAUAGAAUUAACAACAUAAGGCUUCUGGGUCUCUAUACUUUUCAUGUUAUAGUUUUCAUGACUAUGCAAAUGCAUAGCAAGAAAAUGCAUUUGCCAGAUAGGUAGUUGAGUCGCAUUGUAUAUGAAGGAUAUUCCCAAGGUAUAAUUAACAGAUGCUCUUUGACUUCAUUGAAUUUCAAAGUAACCUCCAUCUGAAAUUGUAUAUUGAUAAAAAGUGAAGCUCAAUAACUACAGGCUGUAUUUUUGCAGUUACAUGUUAUCUCCUUGGGGGCACCUGAAGACUCAUAUACAUCUACAGACAACUUUGUUGCUCUUUCUAUUGAAAAUGAUAUAAUCAUGUGAAUAUCAAGAGAUUCGAUGAUUAA
Messenger RNA from Cryptomeria japonica (Japanese cedar), 1660 nucleotides. RefSeq names its product hsp70 nucleotide exchange factor FES1. The transcript has 7 exons. Lineage: Eukaryota; Viridiplantae; Streptophyta; Pinopsida; Cupressales; Cupressaceae. The record is from RefSeq and is a predicted model, not a curated record.